Molecule: messenger RNA, 618 nt
Organism: Sphaeroforma arctica JP610
Lineage: Eukaryota; Ichthyosporea; Ichthyophonida
Exons: 1
Coding region: 1-618 (205 amino acids)
Source: RefSeq, a predicted model, not a curated record
AUGGCAACGAGCAGUACAGGGGUAUAUCUCACUGUGGAACCAAGGAAACCCCCCUACCACACCCGACAAGCCUCGCAUUUCUGCCACAUGGCUUGCUCAGGUCUUGAAUGCAACAGGACUUCCGGCGAACUGGCGCGCUCUCAAGUGUUUUGGCUCUCCGGGGCCAGAAUAAAUACAAACUGGAUGUUCGCAUGCGAUUUCUUUACGUUUGUUUCAGCAUCGCACACACUCCUUAUCGAUCUCAAGAAGAAGAAACGAGGAGAACGCUCCCAGCUGGCCAAGAUCAUCACCCGACCCCUCGAUCGAGUUACAUAUGCCUUUCUAGAACGCCAUCUACCCGAUGAAUUCCGUUCAUCUGACAGCCUACAGGCGCCUGCGACCGCUCUAAAUAACCUCACUAAAGAAGUAGGUAUAAUUACCAUACGUCAGCACUUCAUAAGAGCUGGACUUGUUGUCGACACAGCCGAUAAACAUAUCCAGGGGCACGCGUUUCGUCGCGGCUUCUCACAGAGUGCAUUCAGUUUGAGGGUGCCGGACGAUAUCAUCGCCGGCAUCAUGAGCAUCGAUAAAAAAAUCACUGGAGAGCUAUCGCUCGGUUACUACCGCUUCCGACACUGA